Anas platyrhynchos (mallard) is the source of this 8133-nucleotide messenger RNA. It is a transcript of the gene NPSR1, whose product is annotated as neuropeptide S receptor 1. NCBI's taxonomy places the organism in Eukaryota, Metazoa, Chordata, Aves, Anseriformes, Anatidae. The record is from RefSeq and is a predicted model, not a curated record. Gene Ontology annotation, biological process: neuropeptide signaling pathway; positive regulation of release of sequestered calcium ion into cytosol. Gene Ontology annotation, molecular function: neuropeptide receptor activity; vasopressin receptor activity. Gene Ontology annotation, cellular component: cytoplasm; plasma membrane.
CCAAAACCUCAUGACAGUUGCUAAAUUGUGUAUUUUUCUUUAGAUAACAUUGUUUCUUUGAACAACUUUUCUGCUUCCAAAUCAGUGUGUGGAGUAGUCCUGUUUCACUCCUUUUUCUUCACAGAAUCCAAACCAUAAUCAGAUGGAUAUAUUUGUUCACAAAUAUAUAUUUGUUCACAGCAUCUUUCUUCAUUUUGUAAAUGAAAAUAUAUAUCUUAAUGUGAUCAGGAACAAGAAUAAAAUGGCCUUGAUAUUCUAAACACUUCACAAUAGUAUCCAAAGAGGCAUUCCUGAAAAGUGUAUUAGCAAAAGACUAUAGGAUUUUGGAAAUAAAAUUUUGAAUCACAGAGGACUGAGUAAUUUACACCUCUAUUCCAGUCUGUGAAGAACUGGCUUGCAGAAGACUAUUUUCAGUGUCAUUUGUCUAACACCAAAAACCUAUGUUGUUGUACUGCCUACCAGAUCUGGAUUACUGUUUUGGCCAAUGUAUGUUAUUAAAUACACCGCUCAUGGCAAUGUACAGGGGCACUUAUAUGCAUAAACAAAGGAAUAAAGACUGCUUCUAGGUGAGGUCUUUGAAGAAGCUGAGACAGUUACCUCAUUGAAUAUCUCUUUAGUUCUUUCUGUUUCCUAGCCCUUUCCUCUGCUCUGCAAUCAAGAGAAGUCAAAAUAAAUGCUGGCACAAAGCUGGUGAUAGCUCGUUCCUUGUGCUGCCUGAAAAUAGACAUCCUCUUCCUCUACAGAAAUGACCUGGGAUUCAAUUGUAUGUUGUGGUUGAUAUUGAUUUCUGACUCCCAAUCUGGUUCUGACAUGGGUCAUAUUCUACCUGUGAACAUUUGUUGUUGUUGUUUUAUUUGUUUGUUUGUUUGUUUGUUUUUCUGUCCACAUGAUGCUUUUGGAGGGCAAAGCAGUGGAUGAAGUAUAUCUUUCUCUGGAGAGCCUCAAAUCCUCAGCUUCAAUAAUUGAGGAAGUUACACAGUUCAAAUUGUCCUUCACAUGCCUGUUAGUGGUGGCAGUGCAGUACAUUUAGUUUACUCCAUCCUAGGCUUUAUUAAAGGGAAAUUGGGUGUAACCCAUUCCCCUUCAGAAGAGUGGUUUGUUUUCUUUCUUUCCAUAUGCGUGCAUGCAUUCAGACGUGAAGGCUGUUAGAAGUAUGCCUGCUACUGCAAAGGGUUUUUUCUCUAGCUCUGCAUAGUUUCUUUGGCCUUUUUUUAAAGUGGAAUUAAGCCUAAGAGCAGUUAGAAUUCAACUGGCUGCUUCUAUAUUUAAUAAAUAAUAACCCUGCCAUGAAAUUGUAAUUGGCAAUAAAAAGUCCUGCAAUUCAUCUAACAGCUUUCCACCUCCCUUGUAAAUCUGCACUUCUACACUGCUGCUCAUUGCCAGAAGACAGAGUGUAUUCUUAACUUCAGAUACAACUUCUUCCACAGAAAUGAGGACUGGGAUACAGGCACUUUAAAUUCUUUCCUACCACACUUUAUUUUGUUCUCCUACCUCCCCUUGGGCACAGAAGUCCUCCAGUUUUUUGACCUCCAUUGAAGUUUGUGCUGGUCUUUUCCCAAGCUCUUAGUGUUGAUGGAUUAGCCUGAUUUCUCUCAAUAUCCCUCUUUGUAGCAUCUAUAGUACCAUUUGAUCUGAGAUGGGAAUUUGUAGAGGAACAAGGAGCUUUAUAUCUUCCCACAACUGCAAGUCCAUGUCUUAGCUAUUAGAUUAUUCUUCAUCCCCUGCAGAGGAACAGAGAGGUUCAUCAGUUCCAGGCAUCCUCUGAACUCCAAUGGGGGAGCAACUCUUAAAUUAUGGUAGGCUUUAACAAUGGAUUCAACAUCUUGUGUGCCACCACUGGAGGUUGUGGGCAGAACUUGAGGGGUGGGAGGAAAGAAGUACUUCUCUCCCCAAGCAGUCAUGAUGUGACAUCUGUAAGACAUAGUCUAAGAUGAACUGACAAUUGGUUGUAGUUCAACUAAAUGUGGAUGAAGGGAAGAAAAAUGCUGUAAAGCAACAAUAUGAAAACUAUACUGAAAAUAAUUCCUGGUUUGAAAUCACAUACGCAUUAAAAGCAGUGAAAGGCACCACCAUCGGUGGUGGUUGUUUAAAGCACUGCAAGAUAUCUGCUUGUGGAAACCUGGACCUUGGUUUUCCUCCAACAGCCUUCCUGUACGGUGCUAAACAGGGCUGUUGCCCUGCUGAGACUCUGGCAUUUAGCUCAGGAGACUGUAUAAAUGCACAAAAAACUGCUGAAGCCAGUUUUAGAUAAAAUGGGAGCUGCAACUGCAUGCCCUCUCUGCCCACUCUCAACUGACCUUUGUGCUUGUUUUUGUUACGAGGGCACUGCAGCAGAAGGAGGGUAGGAUAGGGCACUCAGACUGUUGGUGUUGUGCUCCUCAUGGUCAUCCCGUGGCUGGACAUGUGUUCUGUGGGGUGGCUCUGUGCCUGCCGGCCUGCUGGGGGCCAGCUGGGGCUCACCUGCAGCUGCACUGCCUGUUUGGUAGCUCAGAUUUGUUUUGGAGCUGCUUUCCCAUCCCAGCUACUGUGGGCAUGCCAGCGCUUCGAGAAGGGUGGAUUUUGGAAGUAAAUCUUUCUGGUGACUAGGAGCUGUCUACUGGGUGGUGUGCCAUGCAUUACCUCUUGCCAGGACCUGCUGGGAUGGGUGCCAUAUCCAUAUCCUGGAUACCUGCUCAGCUCCUUGAAAGCAGGCGUGCUCCCAUGCUAUAUAAUGAAUAAUAUGAUGUUGACUGCCUUGAUAUUGUAUGGGAAUGCAUAUUUAUCAGGCUUCUGUUUCAGGUCAUGGGCCUUGGCUCUUUUUUUUUUUGCUAAAGAUAGCUGUGAUUCUGUCCCUGAACAGGAACUAUCCUGGGAGAAUCAGGCCCUUGUGAAAUACAUGAUUUUCUUCAUGGUUGUGCUGCUACAAAGAGAGGAAAGGAUUUGAAAUUUCAGAGUGUCUGACACUUCCUCUGACAUGACAUUCAUAUUUAAUAUCAUUCUUCUACACACUUUCUUCACCUAUAUGCUUCUUCUCAAAGACAAUUCCUUAAGAAUUGCUUAUUCUUCUCCAAGAGUUUAUUUGCAAAUACAGAUAAAUGCCCAUUAAUCCUUUCUUUCAAAUGGACCACCCUGAAUUAAUACCACAAGCAGAAAUGAAGAUGUGAAAAAGUUCUCCUUGAAAAAAUCAUUUUUGUAUGGAAGAGGAAUAAAGUGCUCAUCUUUUGUCAUUACUAUUAGAAAAAUGCUCUGUGAUUUUUAUGACCCUCCUUCUUUACUAAUGGAAAAAUACAGAUUUUUUUUUUUUUUCAAAAGAUACAAUCCAAAACGUCAAUCUAUAGAAAGAAUCCACCCUCUGGCAGUCUGGGGAUCUGAUUCAGAGCUGGAUAGAUACUGACUGGCCAGAAAUCAGGCUGGACCUAGGCAGAGAUUUGUCAUCUCAUUCUGUGAAGGCUUUGAAUAUUUCAAGUUUGAGUUUCUACAGAUUCCGAAAGAAAAUCAAACACAUAUUUCUCUGUAUAAGGGAGAGGCUCUUCAGUUCCAUCUGCCAGCCUCUAACUUCAGAACUCAGAAAUUAACUCAUACAAGAUCGUUGCUAUUUCAGGUCUUAGAGGAUUUAGAAGCUUGAUGUUUUCUCUGCCUGGUGUGGCUAAAAAAUGUGUAAAAUUGUGAUUGUAAAUGCUGGGGGUACAGUCACAGCCCAGCUAAGGGAGCCUUAUGUGGAACCAUCAGACUGUUGCUGCGAGUCAUGCAGGGGAGCUGGAGUGAGGUGCAGAUCAUGCAAGCCAGAGACUAGCAGUAGAUGUGAGCCCCAUCACACGGAAGGCACACAUGGUGUCCUCCCUGCUGCACCUGCAGCGCUGCCCUCCAAGAGCCCUGAAAUAUGGGCAUCCCUUCCCAGCACUGGGGCCACCUGCAGCCUUGGCUGGUCCCAUCACUGUAAACCUGGUUAUCUCUGACCCAUGCUGAACAGAACUGCACCCCACCAAAGGCACAGUGCAAACAGAAAACAACAUGCAUGCCAAGCAGCUUCAAAAUUAAAGGAAAACUGAUGUUUCAUGCAGGUUUCCAUGUCAGGCAACAGGGAUUGUGUCACUAAUGUGCAAUUUCUGUGUUGCUCCUGUGCAGUGGGGAUGCAGGAAGGCAGCUCUGCUGUGGUCCUCACCGCCAUCAGCAGCAGCUGUGCCCCUCUGAACUGCCCAGUCAGCUUUGGGGGAGAAGGACAUGGGGAACAGCAGGCUGACCUUCCUCUUCCAAGGCCACUCUAUACAGAUUUGUAUAAACAUGUUGUUUUUUGUUUGCUUGUUUGUUUUUAAUGAAAAGCAAUUAACUUGUCAAAUUGUUAGAAGCAAGAAAUAUCUCAUUCUCUUUCUUUCUGAAGCCUGAUAGCCUUAUUUCUUCUUUGCAUUUAAUAUGAUUAUGUCUAACUACUCCAGGGUACAGGAAAAUACAAACAGCAAGAAUCUAAAUAUUUUUGCAGUUUCUUUCCAAUACAGGCUAAAUACAGAAAAGCCAACUCUACUGUAAAUUCUGUACAAUAUAUACACACAUAUAUAUAACCUUGAGCCUCUGCAUUUCAGACAUGCCUAAUUUUUUAAACUAUUAGAUGCAUCUGAAGGUUGAGAUCAGCUAAAUUUGGGGAAAUGAUCAACGGUAUUAAUCUCCUGAUUUCACUUUUUGUUUCCUUCUCUUCCCAGUAAGGAAAACCAUGCUGUUAUGGGGAGACACACGAUGCAUGUUGCAGGUCUCCCCCCUGUGUCUGCACAUGGAAGAUGAGCAUAAAGCUUUGUUACACACAGCAGCUGCAAAGAGUUCUACUUAGCUUGCACUGGAACCAUUUAUGCUCUAGUUUUCCAGUCCCUUGGUUCAAAGCUAUAUUUGAGAAAUACAAUUUUGUGUAGGUUCUGAGACCAAGGUAAAAAGAAUGGCCAGUGAAGUGGUGCCUAAAACAAGUCUUCUCUGUUCUUCUUCUGAAUAUUCCAUUCUCUUUGCUUAAAGAUUAUUUUCAAAAUUGUUUAAUAUUUCCUAUAUAGGAAGCAUGCUUACGCUGUGGUGUAGUAAAAUAGUGAGACUUAAAAAGAGAAAUAGGUUAGGUUAAGAGAGUAAAAAUCACAUUUUAUUAUAUAUCAGAAAAAAAAAUGUGUUUAUAUAAGACAUAUAAAAACAUUAAAAAAAUAAUUUGAGAGCGUCUUUUGUAAAAACAGUGGGAAGACUCAAUUUCUCUCUAUGUAAAACCACCUAAAUCUCUUCAAGCACUGAAAUUCUCAGAGACUUUUCAAACUCCUGGCUGAGGAAAACAAAGUCAGUUGUAGGAAUCAAUCAGCUAUUCAUUAUCCACCGAGGAACUGCUGGGAUUUGAGCUUGCCUGCUAUAGGCUUUUGAGAUUCAAUCAGUAAAGUCUUUUAUUUCUCCAUUCAUUCCAGGGGUAUUCAAACAGUUUGCUUAAUCUUGGGAAUGGUGAAGGGUGGAGGGAGCAAACCCAUAUGUCAAAUUUCAGAUUUUUUUUUUAGAGGCUUAAAAAAUAAGAAGAUAAGUAUUUUUUGUUUGUUUGUUUUUGUUUUGUUUUGCUUUUCCCUAGAGAAUUAGUUUAAAUAUAGAUAUGGUACCACAGACAGUCCAUGGCUUAAAAUGUUGUGAUCAACCACAAAACAAACAAAUGAACUAACAAACAAAACAGCAUUUCAGCAAAAACAGCCAUCAACGAAGCAGGGCAGUGACAGUGACAAUAAUCGAAGACAGAAAAGGUAAGAGUAAUGGAAGACCUGAAUUACCUCUUCUUUUACCUGAAUUACCUUUUUAACACCAUAAGCAUUACUUACAGCAACCAGCUGGCAAACCCACAAGAAAAGUCACUCUUGAUUUAGUCCUGAGAGCUGUGCAGGAUCAUGUAUGUACUGAAAAGCUCCUUAGCACCUCUAAUAUGCUUGAGACUACCAUCUGUGUGGGAAUGAGUGAGCCAAAAAAAUCCCAAAAAGACAACAUUCAGUGCAGGAAGUUUUAAGUAAGUAUUGAUCACUGGUGCAUAUAGAUCAGUGCUGGUUCUUUCUCUUCAUGAAUGGUUCUAAUUAUCUAUAUGGGCCAGGACCAAUCCUCCUCUGGAUGACUUCAGCAUAUUUUGGCAAAGCCUGAAUAUUGCUUGGGCACCCAGAAGAUUCUCCAAUUCCUCCAAGCUUCUGUCCUGCAGGUAACAGGAGAUGGAGAAAUUGAGUUGGUGGGACAUGGCUGUGAAAAUAGACUGAGUACUGCUUAUGAUUGCUCUGUCCUGAGGCAGAGCAACUCCACUAAGCUGAACAAAUCCUGGAUGCACUAAAUGUGAGUUUGUGCCCCAGGUCCAUGUUUUUACAGCCAUGCCUGGCUCCAGAGCUGGCAUCUCUGGAUGCCAGAGAGUCCUGAGACUACAAGGCAUAUGGAUGAGUCCACAUGUGCUGACUUUCUUACCAGCUGCUGGUCCAGCUGCUGGAAAGAGCAUGUGGAUGGCUGUUGAUAGAGUUAUGCUGAAAGAGCUCAAAGGGCUGGUGCCAGCUUGGCUUUUUUUUUUUUUUUUCUUCCUUUGCUUUUUUAUUUUUUUAUCACUCAGCUACGCUGAAGCCUGAUGCCUCUGGUAGCCAGUGGUGGAGCAGUGAGAAGCUGUUUUUGCUGCUUUGCUUUUACGGGAGAGACUUGUCUGCGUGAACUCUUAGGAAAACAAGCACCUAGACAAUUCAAGCAGAAGCCGGUGAUGGAGGUCAGCUCCACAGAAGCCAGCAGCAGGUCCCCAGCUGGCACCGGCUGGCUGGAUUUCACCCUUGUCACCUGCACUGAGACAGUGACUUUCACUGAAGUGGUGGAAGAAGAGGAGUGGGGAUCCUUUUACUAUUCCUUCAAGACAGAGCAGCUGGUAACUCUUUGGAUCCUCUUUAUUGUCACAAUUGCUGGAAAUGCCAUUGUGCUCUUCUCUACAUGGAGGAGGAAGCGGAAAUCUCGAAUGACAUUCUUUGUUACACAGUUGGCAAUCACAGAUUCAUUCACGGGACUCAUAAACAUAAUGACCGACAUCAUCUGGCGCUACACGGGAGAUUUCAUGGCUCCUGAUAUCAUUUGCAGAGUUGUCCGCUACUUACAGGUGGUCCUCCUGUAUGCUUCAACGUAUGUCCUCGUGUCACUAAGCAUAGACCGGUAUCAUGCCAUAGUUUAUCCAAUGAAGUUCAUGCAAGGAGAAAGACAGGCGAAAGUUCUUAUUGGAGUGGCCUGGAGCCUCUCUUUCCUGUUUUCGAUUCCGACUCUGAUUAUUUUUGGGAAACGGCAGCUCUCCAAUGGGGAAGUGCAGUGCUGGGCUCUCUGGCCCGAUGACUCCUACUGGAUACCCUACAUGACGGUGGUUGCUUUCCUGGUGUACUUCAUUCCUCUGAUCAUUAUCAGCAUCAUAUACUCAAUCGUGAUUCGAACCAUCUGGAUGAAGAGCAAAGCUCAGGCUGUCAUUAUAUCCAGCUGCCCUGAUGGGAAAACCUCCUCUGCUGGCUACACCAGUCGUGGGUUCAUAUCCAGAGCAAAAGUGAAAGCGAUCAAGUACAGCAUUGUAAUUAUUCUUGCAUUUGUUCUCUGUUGGAGCCCUUAUUUUCUGUUUGAUAUCCUGGACAACUUCAACAUCCUCCCUGAGACCAAAGAGCGCUUCUUUGCCUCCGUGAUUAUUCAGAACCUGCCGGCCUUGAACAGUGCCAUCAACCCCCUCAUCUACUGCCUGUUCAGCAACCGCCUCUGCCCGCCCUUCGAGGAAAGAAGAACACGAAGGCUGGAGGGAAUUUUUCGUGACCAAAGUGAUGGAGGGCAGGAGAUGCAGGUCCUCUCCAAACCAGAAUACAUCUAGUGUAAACAAUGCUCCACAUAGCCACACCAGGACCUGUACCAAGGAGGGUGGAGAUUUUCCCUGAGAACAGAAGGACACCAUGCACAAACCAACCGGACAGAGCCUGUACCUCGCUGUUGUUAAACAGCAUGAGUGUUUUGGACCAGCACUGCAUCUUCAGCCAUUGCAUGCCACCAGGACCAAGCUCGCUGCGUGGGGUUUGCAUGCCAUUUUCAUGAUGGCUCAUUUUGACCAUCUGUUUUCAAGCAAGCUGUAACAUGUACACACUCCAAAUUGGAAAAAAUAAAAUAAAAUAAAACACAAUGUAAACAGUG